Messenger RNA from Coffea eugenioides, 2673 nucleotides. RefSeq names its product disease resistance protein RPM1-like. Gene Ontology annotation, biological process: defense response to other organism. The record is from RefSeq and is a predicted model, not a curated record. The coding region runs from base 1 to 2673 and encodes 890 amino acids. The transcript is spliced from 3 exons. Lineage: Eukaryota; Viridiplantae; Streptophyta; Magnoliopsida; Gentianales; Rubiaceae. Gene Ontology annotation, molecular function: ADP binding.
AUGGCAGAAACAGUUCUCUCUUUUGUGCUGGAUCAACUCUCAACUUUUCUGCGCAAGGAGGGACGACUAUUGGGAGGGCUUCGGCAAGAGGUCCAAUACAUCAGGGAUUCGUUGGGGCAUAUGAGAGCUUUCCUAAGAGAGGCAGAAGCAAAAGAAGAAGACGCUCAACCCAGGUUCCAAGAAUGGAUCAAGCAAGUGCGAGAGGCUGCUUAUGACACUGAAGACAUUCUUGAUGAAUUUGUAGCUCGCUUUGCUCGGCAUCGCGCAACAGGAUUCUACGGCUCUGUUCGGAGAAGUUUCAGCUCCAUCAAGAAUUUGAGAGCUCGUCAUCGAGUUGCUAACGAAAUACAAAGCAUCAAGUCAAGAAUCAAAAGUAUUUCUGAAGGUCAUCAAAGAUACCAAUCCGAAUAUGGUAUCUCUGCCCAAGCGUCCAACUCAAUUUCUGUUGUGAACAACACAACAUGGCGCUAUAGCAGAGAUGACGCACUGCUUGUGGAAGAAGCUAAAUUAGUUGGUAUUGACAAGCCCAAGAAGCAUCUAAUUUCUCAGCUCCUGGAAGGGGAUGAUUACCAACUAAAAGUUGUUUCAGUGGUUGGAUCUCCUGAAAGACUUGAUUCGGCAGUUACACGAGGAAGGGAAGAAACCAGUCCACAAUCGAUCGAGUCUAUGGCUACCAUUGAGCUGAAAAAAUUUGUCAAAGAUUUUCUUCAACAAGCUGGAAGGUAUGCAAUUGUUUUUGAUGAUGUAUGGGACGUGGAAUUUUGGAAUACCAUCAAAUUUGCACUGCCUGAGAGUAGCCACGGCAACCGUGUCAUGCUAACAACUCGAAAAGCUGAUGUAGCCUCUGCCUCUUAUACAGAAUCUCUAGGCUAUAUCCACAGAAUGGAGCCACUGUCCUUUGAAGAUUCGUGGACCCUGUUUUGUAACAAGAUCUUUAAGGGAAAUAGUUGCCCUGGCCAUUUGAUGGAUGUUGCCAAAGGUAUAUUGGAUAAAUGUGAGGGCUUGCCCCUUGCGAUUCUUGCAAUCAGUGGGCUUUUGGCUUUGAAAGAUGUAAACAGAACAGAGGAAUGGGCAAUGGUUCGAUGCAGUCUUGGGGGUGAAUUAGAAGGCGCAGGUAAGCUGGACAGAGUUAAAAAGAUACUCUCUCUUAGUUAUAGUGAUUUGCCUUGGCAUCUAAAGACGUGUUUGUUGUACACAAGUAUCUACCCAGAGGAUUAUGAAAUAGAAUGCUAUGAACUAAUUAAUUUGUGGAUUGCUGAAAGGUUUGUCGAAUGGAGAGAAGGAAGGAGUAUUGAAGAUGUAGCUUGGGGUUAUCUUAGUGAACUUGUUAAUAGAAGUCUAAUUCAAGUGACUAAGGUGUUUUUUGAAGGAAUACCCCAAAUAUGUCGAAUCCAUGACCUGUUGAGAGAAGUUAUUCUUCUCAAGUCAAGGGAACAAAACAUGGUCACAGUUACUACUGGACAGCCGAUGACGUGGCCGUUCGACAAGGUACGCCGUCUAGUAGUCCAUAGUAGUAGCAGUAACAACGCCCAGCACCACCAACACAGACCAAAUUAUUGCUUUGACCGCCUUCGGUCAUUCGUUACAAUUGGAUCCACGGACCUGCUACUAUCCAAAACGUUGUUAUCCGAAGUUUUAAGGAGCAGUAAGUUGUUAAAGGUUUUGGAUUUGAGAGGUCAAGAGGCACAGGAGGAAAUACCAAAUGAGAUUUUCAACUUGUUUCAUCUCAAGCAUCUGAACCUAUAUGGUACAAGAGUGGAGAGAGUACCGAAAGCCAUUGGGAAACUUCAGCAAUUGGAGUAUUUGAAUUUGGAUGAUGAUUAUGGAUCUCAUGGAUUUAAAGCUCCAUCAAAUAUGGGACGGCUUCUUGCCCUACAAACAUUAAGCUGCAUAGAUGCAAGUAGUGGAUCUACAAUAGUCAAGGAGAUAGGAAAGCUGACCCAAUUAAGAGAGCUAUAUAUUACAAAGUUGAGAAGAGAAGAUGGAAAAGUGCUCUGCUGCUCCCUUGCCAACCUCACCAAUCUUCGGGAAUUAAGCGUUGCUUCGAUUGGAAAAGGUGAUGAUCAUGAGAUAAUCGAUUUAAAUCAUCGUCAUCCUCCUCUUUCUUCUUCGUCGUUUCUUCAAUCUCUUCGUAUGCUGAUUUUGUAUGGCUGCUUAGAAAAGAUGCCACAAUGGGUAGCUCGUCUUCACGGCUUGGUAAGAAUAGAUUUGAAUUGGAGUGGGUUAAGGGGUGAGGAGGAUCCGCUUGAAUCCCUCCAGCAUUUGCCCAAUUUGGGUGAAAUCAAUUUCUGUGGAUCUUACCAAGGAGAAGGGUUGUGUUUCACGGCUGGAGGGUUCCUAAAUCUCAAGAGGAUGCACCUAAAGGGAAUGGAAGGGUUGAGAUGGAUGAGAGUGGAGGAGGGUGCAUUGUCUCGUCUCCAGAAACUAUUUCUGGAACAACUUCCAUUACUAGAGGAGUUACCAUCGGGUAUUCAGCACUUGAGCCAGCUUCAACGGCUGGUUUUGUAUGAGUUGAGUUCUCAAUUGAGAGGGAAGCUGUUGGAGAAUCAGAAGGAAGAAAGUGAAGAUUACACAAGAAUCGCACACAUUCCUUAUAUUCUCAUUGGUUACUAUACAGACGAUGGGGAAUGGAGAGAGUGCCAGCUAUGGGAGGAGGAGGAGAAGAAAACAUAA